Messenger RNA from Exophiala oligosperma, 4188 nucleotides. RefSeq lists its product as uncharacterized. The record is from RefSeq and is a predicted model, not a curated record. The transcript has a single exon. Bases 472 to 3630 code for a protein of 1052 amino acids. NCBI's taxonomy places the organism in Eukaryota, Fungi, Ascomycota, Eurotiomycetes, Chaetothyriales, Herpotrichiellaceae.
CAUCACCCAUUCACCACCCUUCACCUCAUUCCUGAUGUCUUGAAACCUUCACCCACAACCUGACGGCCAGUCAGCACCUCUCACCGUCAUUGAAAGUCGUUCGUUUUCGCCUCUUUUGCUUUAUACGGAGUAUCACCCAGCCAUUCGCUUUCGACACUCCCGAUUGCCCUCGCUCUUCGCUUCCUGCUCUUCGACGUCUGUCACGCCUAAAGCACUGACCUGUUGCAUGUUUCACGUAAAUGUCACAGCGAUAAUAGCGAUAACCUACAAGCUGGGGCCCUUGCUGCCUCCCAGCGAGACAUCCUGCUAACCAGACCCUCGUUUCAUAUGUCACUGAUCGGAGAUCGGAUGCUACUAAUGCCAUGGCUGUAAGGUUCUCAUGCAGCCUUCCAUUAGUCUAACAAAAGCUGUCUGCGACGAUCUUUUGCUCUCCUCCUUCCAUCUCAGGAGUGAGUCUUUCAGCAGCUCAGGAUGCGGUUCGCUCGCCAGAGAUCGGACAAGGCAAUCGAAGUUGUUGGCCGGGAACCUGAAGCCCGCCGCAGGAAUCGUCUCUCGAAGCCUUUAACCAACAAGCUUGCCACGAGCAUCUCUACCACUACUCUCCCAGAACCUGCCCCCAAACCGUGGAAUAUCAGUACUGCUGAGGUCCGAUCGGGUGGCCCCUUGUCGAGCCACCCGAGCACCGCUGCUCUUCGCCAGCAGAUCCGAACGGAUGUCUUCGGCUCACCUUCAGAAUCUCCUAGCAAGCACUCGAAAAAUGACUCAGCAUGGAGCGUUGCAUAUAUGGUGAAGGAGGCAGAACAUGCCCCAGUAGAAGAGCCUGGCACCCUGCAGCAGGAAGAGCAGCCGCCAUCGCCUGUGAAGCCCAAAAAGAGGAAGUCGUUGAUAUUACGUCGGUUAUCUACACAGCGCUCGACCAGCAUAAGAAGCUCCACAAGUAGUGGAAGGCUCAACUCUCUGAAUGACGAGGCUGCCGCUGUGUCCACUCCAGCAUCUUCUCUUGAUCGGAUUGUCGACGGGCCUUCAAUUCCACCAACUCGACGAGCCUCAUUCACACCCGGUGCGGCUACGAGGAAGGCUUCCAGAGCACUGAAAGAGGAACAAAUUGAUGAAGUGGCGACACCCGAGGAGACGGAAGUGUGUCAUGUUGGGACAGACUAUUUUGAGUGGCAGCCACCCGCCUGCCCGGCAAUCUUGGGAAGAGUAGGUACACCAGCCGAUCUGAACUACUCUCACCUUGCGGGCUUCCGACAUGGGUCUUUGCAGGUUGUGAAUGGUCGAGCCUCCCCAGCAAUUAGUGAGAUGUCAAAGGUUUCUCGUCACCUCUUGUCGGCACCAAAGGCCAAUAGGGAUGUCUCGAGUGAUUAUGGUGAUGCUGACGACGAGCUUCCGACAAUCGUCGGCAUUGACAGUCAUUUACCAUUGCACAGUGCAUCAAGAACGAAGUCUGAACGUCAUUAUUUGAGCCGGGAAAGUCACAAGCCGGAAGAGCACCAGACCACCAUUCGAAUCGUUACGGAAGCUGAGCCAGUUCCGACAAAAGAUGCGGAUCAGACUUCUUUAAUGGCACGCGAGUACAUGGCCGAACUCCCAGACAGCCCAUUUUCAGAGUUGAAUUCCGAUUCUUCACCUGGAUCCCUACGAAAAACCAAGUCUGAAGGCCUGCUGCGAACUUUUUCGUCAUCUUCAUCCCUCGUUGCAUCGCCGCCUAUUGACAAGCCACCUUCGGCGAGGUCACCUUCCCCUACUGGUUCUGUCAUUUACAAGCCGCGCCAUGGAGAAGAUGGCGAACGAGACCUCAACAACGUGACGCCUUGGUAUCCAUCAACACAAUUUGUUGAUGAGGGAAUCCAGUCGGUGGCCGGAUCGGAAGCGCAGACGUCCCGCGCGCGAUUGCAGCCCCCUCCAGCCCCGGAAAAGUCUGAUAGUGGCUACAGCUCAAGCACUUCGUUGAAGUCCCUUCAAAGAGAACGAAAGUCUGUACCAGGUGCGGAUGGUCAGGCAUUGCAAGUGGAGCCAACUUGCACAGCGAACACGCAGGAUGAACGACGGGAAGCGAACCCUCUCCGAUUCAGCCACAGGCCAUCGAUCUUGAAGUCACGCAAAACUGCACCUCAGCUCCCUACUUUAGCUGAUGUGCGCCCUGCUGAGGUGGCAUUGACUCCGUUGCCUGCAGCGCCUGAAUUAGGCGCUAUCAAGGCCAAACCCGUCAAAACGCGCAAGAAGCUCCAGAAGAAACGCACAUUGAGCCAACCUCCUCCCCAGGUCUCCAUCGGUCGAGUCCAUUCUUUCGAAGGUCAAAGCAUCCCUUCGGUCCCACGCGAGGCAAGCGAAGCGCUUCGGCUUCGUUCAGAAAUAGUACCCGAGCUUGACAACACGUACCUUCGAGAGACUAGCAUCGCAAGCUUUGGCCAGCAGGAAUCAGAAAUAAGGUUCCCCUCGCCUGCACCCGAGCCACCUGUGGAGAUUAAGCGAUCCCGCAGUCUCAGUCGCCCAAGAUCCUGGAUCGGCCGUUCGAAGGAAGACAAAACACCUUCUAGACGCCAUUCACUUCUCAGUCAGCAUGAGGACAACACGGCAAUUCUCUACGAUCUUGGGACGGUGGCGUCCUCCUUGGGAGGUAGUCCCUAUGACUUGGCCCAUGAGAAUAUAGUGUCUGAACAGACCAUGAAUCCUUACAAUAUCUCCACAGUUGCACCGCGACCAAGGUAUAUGAUGGAUGAUAGGACAGCAGCAGAGCUCUCGAGGUCUAGAAGUCGUCCGGUCCAUGAACGCGAUGGGAGGUUGACAAGUCGAAAGCCAUCGUUCAAUGACAGAGGGGGUGUUCCGGGCAGGAACAUCAGGCCCGCAAGUUUUGCCAGUGAUGCCCCUCCAAUUACUGCCGAGAUGCUGCAGAACCAGAGACUAGCAUCCUUGAGCAGCGUUUCCGCAGUGCCGCCUCCGCCUCCUCCACAUGCGCGACGGCCUUCCUAUGUUGACUACGAGGAGGACUUGUCCGAUAGAGCGUUUGCUCUUCCACCACCAUCGCAUUCGCCGCGACCUAUUGAUACUUGCCAGUAUCAAUGGCCACUUCAUGCUACAGCUGGGGAGACCAGGGGUCAGUCCGUUGGUGAUGCUUUGCGAGAGCAGUCUUGGAAAUCUCGUCCUUCGCAAGAUUACUACGAAGACUAUCAAGACCCUGGUUACGACGAGACUCUUUAUCAUGUGUUAUCUCCUCCAGACAACCAAGGACAGGGAUGGGGCCAAUAUAUGGAUUCGACAGAGUUGGACAUUUCGAAUCAGGACCGACACCGUGACGGUUAUACAACGUACAAACAAACCAAUUACAAUUACUCCGCCUAUGCUCAUGAGGUACCAUAUGUGUACAAGUCUCGGCACUAUUCGAUGAUGCAAGACUGCCCUUAUUCAUAUGAUGGCGCGGAUGACUUCUCCGAUUCGAUGUACCAAAAGCCCCACCGCUAUAUCAAUCCUCGAGGGUUAGGUUCUAGGAGUCGCUCGUAUGGAGCCUAUUCUCUUGGGAUUCCAGACCAGGAUAACUCAUACUCGACGUAUGGGCAGCACUUUCAGGAAACGGCGUACGACUACCAACGAGGUAAUAGUUAUAGAAGUCUGCGGGUCCGUGAAGUAUAAUCUCAACAGGAGCCAACUUUGCAUUACAAUUCCAGCAUCAAUGUUUCAGUCAUGACUGGAGUGAGAGUCCAGUUCCUUGACUUUAAAGGUGGGAAAAACACCCCGAGAACCAGUCUCUCUUUCUAGCCCUCGUUAUUUUGGUGUUUGCCAAUGGACGCCCUACAGAACAGUCUUUGGACAUUUUGUACAUUUUAGUCGGUUAUAUGUGGUGUUUUGGAGGGUUUGACUUGCACGAUUACUAUGCAUAGUUCGUUGUUUGAAGCGGGAGGAUUUAAUGAAUGGAAGAAAUCGUUUCAGCGAGGAUCACGACCCUUUUUGUGUAUACCUAGGUAAUGAGAAGUCAGUAUAUUUUUCAUCCAUAGUUUUGGAUGUUUGGACCUUGGGGGGCUCUGGGGCUUUGAGAUUGGAAUGGGACAUGCUUUUUUUAAUAUUGAACAGUGUCAACAGUGGACUCGACAGUUGAAACAGGCAGUAAGCUACAGAUUAGGUAGUCGCAGGAUACAUAUCAAGUGUUCUGUACAGUACGAGCAAUCAUCUUGCUAAUGAAGUCGACGGUGC